Osmia lignaria (orchard mason bee) is the source of this 2884-nucleotide messenger RNA. RefSeq names its product UDP-glucose 6-dehydrogenase sgl (gene sgl). The record is from RefSeq and is a predicted model, not a curated record. Gene Ontology annotation, molecular function: UDP-glucose 6-dehydrogenase activity; NAD binding. Gene Ontology annotation, biological process: glycosaminoglycan biosynthetic process. Gene Ontology annotation, cellular component: nucleus. NCBI's taxonomy places the organism in Eukaryota, Metazoa, Arthropoda, Insecta, Hymenoptera, Megachilidae.
CAUGCGCAUACAUGCAUGACACGUGACGAGAAGCAGUCACGGCAAGAACCGCGCGUGCGAUCUACGCGUCUACGGCGGCUUCAGUUUAGACUAUUUUCCGAUGAGGGACGCGUAGCAUGUGAGCUGCCUCAGUGUUUGUAACGUGUCGACGAUCCGUCUGCGUUUCCGUCAUGAACGGUGAUGUCUGGUAUUCGAAAAACUUUCGGUUAUUAGUGCGCUCGUGACAGUACGCGACUUGGGUGGUUAGUGAUCUCUGACUUAUCGUGACAUUUCCUUCCGUCCUUCCGUCGAUUUUCAGAAGCCUCACAUUUUCUAUUAGGGGCGUACUUUUAGGAACAGUAGCUGCAGGUACAAUCUGAAUCGGUUGAAAUGACGAUUAAGAAGAUUUGCGGUAUCGGGGCCGGAUACGUGGGCGGUCCAACUUGCAGCGUGAUUGCCCUAAAGUGUCCGGAGAUUCAGGUGACCGUAGUGGACAAAAGUAAAGAGAGGAUCGCCCAAUGGAAUUCGGAGAAGUUACCGAUUUACGAGCCCGGCUUGGAUGACGUGGUUCGAAAGUGUCGCGGUAAAAAUUUGUACUUCUCCACGAACAUCGAGACAGCGAUUCAGGAAGCGGAUCUGAUAUUUAUCUCCGUGAACACGCCAACGAAAACGUUCGGUAACGGUAAAGGAAGGGCGGCAGAUUUGAAGUACGUCGAGAGUGCGGCCAGAAUGAUCGCGGAAAUUGCAACCGGGGACAAAAUCGUUGUGGAGAAGAGCACGGUACCAGUAAGAGCGGCCGAGAGUAUUAUGAAUAUUUUACGUGCCAAUCAUAAGCCAGGCGUAUCGUAUCAGAUUCUCUCUAAUCCAGAAUUCUUAGCCGAGGGAACAGCUAUCAAAGAUUUAGUGAACGCGGAGCGCGUUUUAAUCGGUGGCGAAGACUCGCCCGAAGGACAAGCGGCUAUAGAGGAAUUAAGCAAGGUUUACGAGCAUUGGAUCCCAAGGAAAAAUAUUUUAACCACGAACACUUGGAGUUCCGAAUUGUCGAAGCUGGCUGCCAAUGCCUUUCUGGCACAGCGUAUAUCGAGCAUAAAUUCUCUGUCAGCGGUGUGCGAAGCGACCGGUGCAGAUGUGUCCGAGGUAGCUCGAGCGGUUGGCCUUGACUCUCGAAUAGGAUCAAAGUUCCUUCAUGCGUCGGUCGGGUUCGGCGGUUCUUGCUUUCAAAAGGACAUUCUUAAUUUAGUGUAUAUCUGCGAAUGCCUAAAUCUACCUGAAGUAGCCGCCUACUGGCAACAGGUCAUAGACAUGAACGAAUACCAAAAAUCAAGGUUCUCCGCGAAAGUAAUAGAAUCAUUGUUCAAUACCGUUACGGACAAGAAGAUUUCUAUGCUGGGCUUUGCAUUCAAGAAAAAUACCGGCGACACGCGUGAGUCACCGGCCAUUCACGUUGCUAAGACCUUACUGGACGAGGGUGCCAUGCUUCAUAUAUACGAUCCUAAGGUCGAAGAGACGCAAAUUAUGGAGGAUUUAAUGCAUCCGAGUAUAACGAGCAAUCCUCAACACGUGAAAAACAGGAUCAGUAUUUAUAAAGACGCUUAUAGUGCUACAAGAGGCACGCAUGCUAUUGUUGUGUGUACCGAAUGGGACGAAUUUAUCGAGUUGGACUAUGAACAAAUUUAUCUUAGUAUGAUGAAACCAGCGUAUAUUUUCGAUGGACGAAAAAUCUUAGAUCACGAUAGCUUACAAAAGAUUGGUUUUAUUGUUCAAACUAUUGGUAAAAGAAUUACAAGGACCGUACUUUCCAGAGCAUGGGGAAGCCAAACUCAGAUAUAAAUGAAAUUGUAUGGGAUACCAUGAUAAACUGGAAUCAUUUAAUUUGUUAAAUGUUCUUAAACGCUAGAAGUAUUUUUCGUAAAUCUUAAAAGUCAGAAACUUUCAAAUCUUUCUUUUCUUUCAGUAUAUUUUUUUAUCUCUUAAAUUGGUAUGAGAAGCAAACGAACAAGAUUUUCGUUUUAAAUAUCCUCGACAAUAUAUCCUCGAAACAUAGAUUAUAGAUUUAAAAGGUUUUAGAAGUAAAAUACUUGAACAAAUUUUUUGAUGAAACUCAAAGUAUAAAUAUUGGAAGACGAACAUGUCUUUUGUAUGUCUGUGACACACGUCAGUUAUCAUCAAUUUUUGCAAUAACGAAUAACGUUGUAUCAAAUGUUUAUAUAACUUUUUUACAUAACUUGAUAUGUAACGAACGCAAGUAUUAUUUCUACAAGUUUGUUUUCAUUAGAUAUAAAUUUUUAAAUUGUAUAUUUAUUCUUUGUGGGCAUUUACGUGAGAUGACGUCAAAAGAAAAAAAUACAUAACGGAAGAUCAGAUGUUUUGUCAUUUAAGUGCAAUAUCAUUAAUGCACAAAACAUUUUACGAGUAUAAUAUUUUUAAUACGGUACAUUCCUGCAAAAAAUGUACUUGCAUAUAGCUGUUUGCAUUUGUUAAAGAAAUUGAUAAGUAUUCUUAUGCGAUUCAUUAUCAUAAUUUAAUUUUUAUUGCAUUCUGGACAAAAUUUUUUAUCGUUUCCUGAUUUAACUAUAAAUAUUAAGUCUAAGUGAUUUGUUCCAAAUGUUUCUACUAUCGGUUAAAAUGUAAAAAAGAGUUUUAUAAAAUGGACGAUCUAGUAGAAAAUAUUUUAAUUUCUAAAAUAUAUUUUUAUUUGUUACAGUAGUAACAUUAGGAACGAACGAAAGUAUAGCAAUAAUGUUAAUGUUAUAUUUGGUAUAUCGUAUGAAUAUGUCAUGCAGAACAUGCCAAUUAAUAAGAACAAUCCUUAAAGGUUACUGAUUAUAUCUUUCAUAAUAAUGACCUAUAAAGUAAUUUUCAUUGUAUGUAAUUACAAUGAUAAUUUAAUACAAUUCAUUUUAUG